AUGGCUGAAGCAUUGAUAUUGCCCGAACAUAUUUCGCCAGAGGCUGCUUUUCAGGGAUGGCGAAAAUAUGUACAGCAAUAUACCACGUGCGACCUGCUAUCUGGACGGGACAAGCUCCCAGAGAUAUCCGACCUGGCUGCGGUCUUUCAGAAGCAGUUCCCAAGGGGCUCCCGUCCCACAUACCUCGCCGGAAUAUGGCGAGAAGAUAUCAAUCCCAGUCUCCUAUGGCGUCGUGAUAAGCGCCAUGUAGCCCAAGAAAGACCGCGCGACGCGAUGGUGCCUUCCUGGACUUGGGCCUUCUGGAAUGGCCCGAUCCUUUUUGAAGCUGAAGACAUUUUAGCGGAGUCGAAGAUAAAGGUGUGCGAUGCAUCAACUGAACUGGCGGAGAGGGACUAUCCAUUCGGCCGAGUCCUAUGGGGCCACCUUAAGCUUGAGGGGAUGGUGCUUCUAUACGCUGCGCUCCUAACGGCCAAGCAAAGGCAGGAUACUUUGCCAGCUCCAGAGAUUCACCUUGACGAUGACGGGUACUUCCCAGAAAAUGGCUGUUUACUUCUGGUGAACGAUCGAGCAGGAUUACUUCUACAGUUCACCGGACCGGCCACUGCUCGCUGGUGUCGUCGAUUUGGAAUGUGUAAAGGCCCAAAAGAUAUUGACUUAGAUUAUUGGGACUUUUACGCGGCGUUGACCCGGAUGACUCUCUCAAUAUCAUAG
This is a messenger RNA of Aspergillus alliaceus, 711 nucleotides long. RefSeq lists its product as uncharacterized. NCBI's taxonomy places the organism in Eukaryota, Fungi, Ascomycota, Eurotiomycetes, Eurotiales, Aspergillaceae. Bases 1 to 711 code for a protein of 236 amino acids. The record is from RefSeq and is a predicted model, not a curated record. The transcript has a single exon.